AUGCAUGAAAUAGGUCACGCGUUAGAUCUUGAACAUGUAAAAAAUAGACAGUCGAUCAUGUUCCCGACCUAUCAGCUGAAACAACGAUCUGACGUCCUAACAUCCAUUGAUCAACAAUCGAUACAAGCUCUUUAUGGAAAAAAGGCUGAGGCAGACUCUCAGAAUGAUAUCCAACAAGGACAAGUGUUUGGAAAUCCAGUCGGAGGGGUACAAUUUAAUACAGUCACCAAAUCUGUCGCUUUGAUUAGUAGUCAUCGGCUAUACGAAAUUAACGUUCAAUAUCAGGAAGGUUUACUACAGUCGAUCCGAAUGUACUACUCGGAUCCGCCAACUUUGACAUCGACACAUCGCGGUACAUUUCGUUGUGUGACACAAACACUUUUACACUGA
Didymodactylos carnosus is the source of this 390-nucleotide messenger RNA. The record is from the annotation of a GenBank genome assembly. Lineage: Eukaryota; Metazoa; Rotifera; Eurotatoria; Philodinida; Philodinidae.